Molecule: messenger RNA, 977 nt
Organism: Cavia porcellus (domestic guinea pig)
Lineage: Eukaryota; Metazoa; Chordata; Mammalia; Rodentia; Caviidae
Gene: Pla2g12b
Product: phospholipase A2 group XIIB
Exons: 4
Coding region: 8-595 (195 amino acids)
Biological process (GO): triglyceride homeostasis; cholesterol homeostasis; lipid catabolic process
Cellular component (GO): extracellular region
Molecular function (GO): calcium ion binding; A2-type glycerophospholipase activity
Source: RefSeq, a predicted model, not a curated record
CUGCAGGAUGAAGCUGGCCACCAGCUUCUUGGUCUUGUGGCUCAGCGUGGGGGGAGCCCUGGCUCAGAGCGACGCUGGCCCUGAAGCUGAGGAGUCUUACUCUGACUGGGGUCUCAGGCACCUGCGGGGCAGCUUCGAAUCCGUCAACGGCUACUUCGAUUCCUUCAUGGAGCUGCUGGGAGGGAAGAAUGGGAUCUGUCAGUACCGGUGCCGAUAUGGAAAGGCACCAGUGCCCAGACCUGGCUACAAACCUCAGGAGCCCAAUGGCUGCGGCUCCUAUUUCCUGGGUCUCAAGGUACCAGAGAGUAUGGACUUGGGCAUUCCUGCAAUGACCAAGUGCUGCAACCAGCUAGACGUCUGCUAUGACACGUGUGGCGCCAACAAGUAUCGCUGUGACGCCAAAUUCCGAUGGUGCCUCCACUCCAUCUGCUCCGACCUUAAGCGGAGCCUGGGCUUCGUCUCCAACGUGGAAGUAGCCUGUGAUUCCCUGGCUGACACCGUGUUCAAUACCGUAUGGACCUUGGGCUGCAGGCCCUUUAUGAACAGUCAACGGGCAGCUUGUAUCUGUGCAGAAGAGGAGAAAGAAGAAUUAUGAGGCUGAGGUGGCUCGGCAGUUGUCAGUCUCAGAGCCGGAGCGGCGGAUGUGUGUAAUCCUCUCUCCAGCCGGUACGGGUGACACAAAGCAGGAGAAGCAAACAGUGCGUCAGGUCCUUUGAGGAAGGCUGAGAGAUGCAGAGAGAUGAAGCCAGCGUCGCUCUAACACUGUUCUUCCCGACCAAGACACGUUCACCUGGAAAUUCAGUUCUUAGCAAAAAGACCACACUGCAAGCAAACCCUGCAAUUCCUAAAACUGAUCAUUAUAUUCAUAAGCAAAAUUUUCAGCAGCCCAACCCUUUGGGAAGCAAUGACUUUCCUUUGGCCUGGUUUCCUCAGUUGCCAGUGAGCAGCUCACAUUUAAUAAAGUACUUUUUAGAAAA